CUUUUGGAAUCUUCUUUACUCAAUCACCCUUCUCAUUCAUAUUCUUUGCUUCAAAUUAUUUUUCAUUAAUUCAGUACAUAUCUUGCACCAAACCAAUUAUCAAACUCUGACAUGAAAAAUUUGGCUGCUAGUGUUUUGUCAAAACUGUGAGCUAAGGUGGCAGUGUUAGGGAAAUUCAUUAAUGGCCGAUUUGAUGGGAUCACGGGCAUACUGCUGCUUCAAGUGCCAAAACCUUGUUGCUUUCCAUGAUGAUAUUGUUUCCAAAGAUUUUCAGGCAAGCAAUGGAAGAGCUUUUCUGUUUUCUCAUGCCAUGAACAUAUUUUUGGGACCUAAAGAAGAUAGACAGCUUAUGACUGGUCUUCACACAGUUGCUGAUGUUUUUUGUUCUGAUUGUGGUGAAGAACUUGGUUGGAAAUACCUUAAAGCUUAUGAGGAAACACAGAAGUAUAAAGAAGGAAAAUGUGUGCUUGAGAAGUUUAAGAUUGUUUUGGGAAAUGGGUAGCUAACAAAAUUGAUUUUAACAGUACUUGUUCAUUGGGGAAUUCCACAAGUACAACAUUAGUAUAAUUGUGAAUUUUGUGUCUUUGUAAAUGUUGCUUGAUCAGGGGAAAAAGCUCGAUUUUAUUCACUCAAAAAAAUUGAAAAAUCAAAUAAGUUGUCAAAAGAUAUCAUUGUCUUCCCCUCAUGUUAAUUGUUGAAUGGUCCUUGUUCAUAUUGUACAAAAGAUUCUUUUCAAGAAAAUUACAAACAUCAUUAUUAGCCUUGUACAGAGAAGGCUUGUUGUUUUAUA
Medicago truncatula (barrel medic) is the source of this 790-nucleotide messenger RNA. Its product is annotated as protein yippee-like At4g27745. The coding region runs from base 182 to 502 and encodes 106 amino acids. The transcript is spliced from 3 exons. NCBI's taxonomy places the organism in Eukaryota, Viridiplantae, Streptophyta, Magnoliopsida, Fabales, Fabaceae. The record is from RefSeq and is a predicted model, not a curated record.